AUGACAGAGGAACUGGAUCUCAUAGGACAGGACUCUGAUGGAGGUAGUGAUGAGGUGGUCCUUACUCCUUCAGAGCUCAUUGAAAGGCUGGAGCAGGCCUGGAUGAAUGAAAAGUUUGCCCCUGAGCUGCUGGAAAGCAAGUCGGAAAUUGUAGAAUGUGUCAUUGAACAACUAGAUCACAUGGAAGAAAAUCUCAGGAGAGCCAAAAAAGGGGAUCUGAAGGUCAGCAUCCAUCGAAUGGAGAUGGAGAGGAUCCGCUAUGUCCUUAGCAGCUACUUGCGCUGUCGGCUCAUGAAGAUAGAAAAGUUUUUCCCUCAUAUCCUUGAAAAAGAGAAAACACGCUCUGACAGGGAGCCUUCCAGCCUUUCUCCAGAAGAAUUUGCCUUUGCAAAGGAGUACAUGGCUAAUACAGAGACAUACCUAAAAAAUGUAGCCUUAAAGCAUAUGCCUCCUAACUUACAGAAGGUGGACCUCUUAAAGUCAGUUCCCAAACCUGAUCUAGAUUCAUACGUGUUUUUGAGAGUGAAAGAACGACAAGAAAACAUACUGGUAGAACCAGAAACAGAUGAACAGAGGGACUAUGUGAUUGACUUGGAAGAAGGUUCGCAGCAUUUGAUCCGCUAUAAAACCAUUGCACCUCUGGUUGCUUCUGGAGCAGUACAACUAAUUUAA
This is a messenger RNA of Orycteropus afer afer, 672 nucleotides long. It is a transcript of the gene GINS4, whose product is annotated as GINS complex subunit 4. The record is from RefSeq and is a predicted model, not a curated record. Gene Ontology annotation, biological process: DNA-templated DNA replication; double-strand break repair via break-induced replication. Gene Ontology annotation, cellular component: GINS complex. Lineage: Eukaryota; Metazoa; Chordata; Mammalia; Tubulidentata; Orycteropodidae.